Cryptotermes secundus is the source of this 2523-nucleotide messenger RNA. Its product is annotated as glycerophosphocholine phosphodiesterase GPCPD1. NCBI's taxonomy places the organism in Eukaryota, Metazoa, Arthropoda, Insecta, Blattodea, Kalotermitidae. Gene Ontology annotation, biological process: glycerophospholipid catabolic process. The record is from RefSeq and is a predicted model, not a curated record. Gene Ontology annotation, molecular function: glycerophosphocholine phosphodiesterase activity; starch binding.
GCGUUGUUAGCGUUCUUAGACAUGUGCAGCUACGUGUACUGUAAUUGGAGAACAAGGAAGCGGAAGAUGUGUAUGAAAAGUAAUGGUUAAGAUUAUGGAAUUUUAAGUCACGAACUGUCUGCUAUUCAUGUUUUUAGUAGAUAUGUGCAUUUCGGUAUAGUAUACAAUAAUUCGUUUGACAGUGUGGAGCUUAAUGGAAUUUAAGCACAUGAAGUGAUAUGACAUUGCGUGUUAAAUACUGUAGCACUGGUGUGGCAUCAUGUUUGACAAGCACGUAAUUCAUAGGUUUGCUGUGCUAUAGCAGCUCAAAGAUUUAAUUGAACGAUUUGAAGAGAAAUUGUAAUGUGUAUAGGCUGCUGGUUUGUUGGCUAUAUUGCAAGUCUGAAGGGAAGGAUCUGACUUGGGUAAGCUGGUUGGACGGCUGUAAGAACCAACAUCCAUGUCUCAAGUCGCUGAUAAUUCCUGCCUGAAGCAAAGCAUUUACACCAUUGAUGGAAUGGGGGAAGGAAAACAGGAUUGGAAAUUUUGUGUGAGAGUGGAUACUCUUCUCCAAGAAUCAGUGCUUGUGGUGGGAAGCUGUCCUGACCUUGGAAACUGGAACAGUGCUGGUGCUGUGGAACUCACCAGUGAAGGGGAAGGCACAUGGUCAGGAGUCAUCAGUAUUCCAAGGGAUUGUAAUGUCAUGUUCCGUUACUUUGUGGGCAUAGUAUUCAAACCAGAUGAAGAGAAAUUUACUUCAAGGCAGGUGAUUGUCCGGCGGUGGGAAACCAACCUGAAUCCUCGCAUCAUACAUAAAGGAGUUGUUUCAAAUAAUCAACAAGUGAUGGAACCAGACAUCUUUGGCCUGUAUGACAGCUGCAAGAUGACAGACCGAGGGUGGCUCACUACAGAAACAGUGGUUCAGUUUAAGCUUUUUGAGAAUCCCAUACAGUUCUGGAAGCACAAAUAUGAAGGAAGAAAGGUUCAUAUAAAGCUUACCCCUCUGAUGCUUUCAAAAGGAAGGACACUUGUAGAAUAUACACCAACAUCAGACAUCUUUGAGGAGAGCAUGGAUACACAGGAUGUUGGUGAGGAGCGAGACAAAUGGCCAAUCACAGAGAUUGCUGUAAUGAAUGAGAAUGAGUGGGAGUUCCAGCUACAGGAGCAAUUUGGACGAGCAUACAAUCCUAAUGACUGUAUAAUCUUCAGUGUGAGCAUGCAUUUUCCUGAAGCUGUGGCAUACAUGAUGGAUUAUUACAUGUACAGUUCAUCCUCAGUUGAGAACAGCCCUCCCUACCAUAUUGGGUUCAGUUAUAUCUUGCCUAGCAUGAUGAGCUCCAGUGAGGGUCAGGCCAUUGUUCCCAUUACCAGCCGCAGCCAUCGUCCUAUUGGUCAGCUGAAAUUUGACUACUUGGUGGUGCACCCCAUCAGUGGAUAUGAAUGUGACAUGAGUGUAUCAUAUAGUCGCAUAUGGAAGAAAACGUGGCAAGGGCUUGAUGUGGGGCACCGUGGUCUUGGAACAUCCUUCAAGCUUGAAGUGGCAGAAUGCGCAGAUGUCCGUGAAAACACAAUAGCAUCACUGAAGAAUGCAGCUUCAGCAGGAGCUGAUUUGGUAGAGUUUGAUAUUCAGCUUUCAAAGGACUUAAUACCAGUCUUGUACCAUGACUUUCAUGUGUGCAUUGCAUUGAAGCACAAGAAGCAGCUGGCAGAGCAUGACAUGCUAGAGUUACCAGUGAAGGAGCUUACACUGGAACAGUUACAGCAUCUAAAGGUGUACCACUUGGCUGAAGGGAAGAAUAAAAGUCAGCGCUUCUUUGAUGAAGACUUGGAGGAGCAUCAACCAUUCCCAACCCUACAUAGGGCGUUAGACUCUGUUGACCCUCAUGUGGGAUUCAAUAUUGAGAUCAAAUGGACCAUGCAGCUGAAGGAUGGUACAUAUGAGCUGAACCACCCAUUUGACCUGAACAUGUAUCUGGACACUAUUCUUAAGGUGGUUCUCCAUUCUGCAGGCAGUCGUAAGAUCAUAUUCUCAUGCUUCCAUCCAGACAUCUGCACAAUGCUUCGUCUUAAACAGAACAAGUAUCCUGUCAUCUUCCUAACUCAGGGAGUGACAAAAAAAUAUCCUGCUUACAGGGAUCCUCGGACACAGACUAUGUCAAUGGCUGUGAACUAUGCUAUUAGUGCUGGAAUACUUGGUAUUAAUGCUCAUACAGAAGACAUUCUACGAGACACAACCCAAGUGAAAAUGGUGAUGGAUGCAGGGCUUAUCAUCUUCUGUUGGGGUGAUGAUAACAACAAUCCUGCCACAAUCAAGCAUCUUAAACAGCUUGGUAUUCAUGGUGUUAUUUAUGACAAAAUUGACAAGUACAGCUCCAAGGAAGUUAAGGAGAGUAUAUUUCUGGUUGAAGCAAGGGAGAUGCAGAACCAGCUGCUGAAAGCAGCAGAGGAGCUGGAGGAUGCUUCACAGUCACCUCUUCCUUCCAUAUCAUUGCCUCCAACUUCGGAAUUUGAAUUAGAUGACUUGGAAAAUACUCAGAAGAGACU